Huiozyma naganishii CBS 8797 is the source of this 1683-nucleotide messenger RNA. Its product is annotated as sugar porter family MFS transporter. The record is from RefSeq and is a predicted model, not a curated record. Lineage: Eukaryota; Fungi; Ascomycota; Saccharomycetes; Saccharomycetales; Saccharomycetaceae. Gene Ontology annotation, cellular component: plasma membrane. Gene Ontology annotation, biological process: transmembrane transport; carbohydrate transport. The transcript has a single exon. Bases 1 to 1683 code for a protein of 560 amino acids. Gene Ontology annotation, molecular function: carbohydrate:proton symporter activity.
AUGUAUCAUUACGAGAGUGAGGGAGUCCCUCCUAAUGUGACUAACUCCAACUCGUUGGGGUCUGACCCUUCGUACAAGGAGGAUAACGAGUUCUUGAAGGAUAACGGUAGUGAAAACCCUGAGUUUAUCAAGGAGAUCCCAAAGAAGCCGGCCUCCGCUUACGUCACGGUUUCGUUGCUGUGUCUGAUGGUCGCCUUUGGUGGUUACAUCUUUGGUUGGGAUACCGGUACGAUUUCUGGGUUUAUCCAACAGACUGACUUUAUAAGAAGGUUUGGGCAGCAGCGUUCCGAUGGGACUUACUACUUGUCCAAAGUCCGUACAGGGUUGAUCGUGGGUAUCUUCAGUAUCGGAUGUGCCAUUGGUGGGAUCGCCUUUUCUAAAAUAGGUGACCAGGUUGGUCGUAGACUGGCCCUUGUGUUUGUUACAGCGGUGUACAUGGUCGGGUUGGUCAUAUCGAUUGCAUCGAUCAAUAAAUGGUACCAGUAUUUCAUCGGUAGAAUUAUUUCUGGCUUGGGUGUCGGUGGGAUAGCCGUUUACUCGCCCCUACUAAUUUCAGAAGUCUCUCCCAAACAUGUCAGAGGUACACUGGUUUCCUGCUACCAGUUGAUGAUCACAUUGGGGAUCUUCUUGGGUUACUGUACCAACUACGGUACGAAAAACUACGACAACUCUGUACAAUGGAGAGUCCCAUUGGGGCUGGGGUUUGCGUGGGCUUUGUUCAUGAUCGCAGCAAUGUUUUUUGUUCCGGAAUCUCCACGGUACUUGAUUGAAAAGGGAAGAAUGGAGGAUGCGAAAAGAUCUGUGUCUCAAUCUAACAAAGUUUCCGUCGAUGACCCAGCAGUAGUGUCUGAAGUCGAACUGCUACAUGCAGGGAUUGAGUUGGAGAGAGCAGCAGGAUCCGCCACUUGGGAUGAAUUGUUCUCCACGAAGGGUAAAGUUCUUCAACGGUUGAUCAUGGGUGUCAUUAUCCAGUCUUUGCAACAGCUAACGGGUGCAAACUACUUCUUCUACUACGGUACCACCAUUUUCAAGUCUGUAGGGUUGGAAGAUUCUUUCCAAACCUCGAUUAUUAUCGGUGUUGUCAAUUUCGCUUCCACUUUCUUCGGGAUAUACUUUGUGGAGAGAUUUGGGCGUCGGAGAUGUCUAUUGUGGGGUGCUGCGACAAUGGUUGCAUGCUUCGUGGUGUACGCAUCCGUCGGUGUCACGAGACUGUAUCCAAAUGGUAUGGAUCAACCAUCUUCCAAGGGUGCUGGUAACUGUAUGAUCGUCUUCACUUGUUUCUUUAUCUUCUGCUUCGCCACCACUUGGGCUCCAAUUGCUUACGUCAUCGUUGCCGAGACUUUCCCAUUGAGAAUUAAGGCCAAGGGUAUGUCCAUCUCCGUGGCUGCCAACUGGAUUUGGAACUUUUUGCUAGGGUUCUUCACUCCGUUUAUUACCGGGGCUAUCAACUUCUAUUACGGGUACGUCUUUAUGGGAUGUUUGGUUUUUGCCUUCUUCUAUGUGUUUUUCUUUGUUCCAGAGACUAAAGGGUUGACUCUUGAAGAAGUUAACACAAUGUGGGAGGAAAACGUUCUUCCAUGGAAGUCACCCUCUUGGGUCCCACCAUCAAGAAGAGGAGCAGAUUACGAUGUCGCUGCUAUGUCUAGUGAUACUAGACCAUGGUACAAGAAGAUGAGUUCUUAA